AUGGUUUAUUGGUCUGCAGAAAAUGCCACAAAAGCCUUUCUCAGCACUUUCAAAAUGGGCCAAAAGGCUAAAGAACCAUCUGCUGCUCAAUAUAUUUCAGCACUAGCAGCUGGAAACAAUGCACAGUUAAUGGUUGUUGCUUGUGCUGCUGCAGCUGAUUCUACAACGCUUGCACUAAUUGCUGCUGCUAAUCAAACUAAUGGAAAUGUUGUUUGCAUUGUUCCCAACAAUGAAGAUCUAAUUGCAUCCAAAACUGUCCUAGGAGUAGUUUCUAAUAAAGUUCAGUUCAUGACUGGAAAAGAAGCGCGAGAAUUAUCGGUAUUAAACCAAGCUGAUUUUGUGGUAAUUGAUUGUAACCUUGUGAAUCACAAAGAGAUUUUGAAAUUAGUCCAAAUUGGUGAAGGUAAUAUGAAAAAGGGUGUAGUUGUUGUUGGGUAUAAUGCAUUUAGUUGUAAAGGGUCUUGGAGAUCUAAUGGAUCAAAAACAAAAUUGCUUCCUAUAGGAGAAGGAUUGUUGGUUACAAGAUUUGGAUCUGAAAUGAGUAAGAGUGGUCGAAGUCGGUGGAUUGUGAAGGUUGAUAAAUGUACAGGUGAAGAACAUGUAUAUAGAGUUAGACUUCCACAAGGAAAGGUUAUUUAA
Messenger RNA from Lathyrus sativus (Indian pea), 639 nucleotides. Lineage: Eukaryota; Viridiplantae; Streptophyta; Magnoliopsida; Fabales; Fabaceae. The record is from the annotation of a GenBank genome assembly.